Molecule: messenger RNA, 581 nt
Organism: Lactuca virosa
Lineage: Eukaryota; Viridiplantae; Streptophyta; Magnoliopsida; Asterales; Asteraceae
Source: the annotation of a GenBank genome assembly
AAUCACUGGUACAUGUAGAAAAACACGAGCGACAUCCAUUAUAUAAGUGCAUGCCUCAUGCAUCAGUUGUUCAAGUACUACCAUUAGAGAGGACAACUAGCUAUAUAGCUAGUGCUCGCAAAAAAAAGAUGCCUAUAAUAGGAAAGAUAUCACGUGAAGUUGAAAUCAAAUGUCAUCGUCACCUAGUCUUUGAACUCUACAAGCACAGGCCACACGACUCGUCACUCGUCCACCCUGAGAAGGUUGAAGCUUGCCAUUUAAUUUCUGGUCAAUGGGGAGUUCCUGGAGCUGUCAUUCAGUGGCACUACUACCAUGAUGGAAAAAAGGAAACUGCGAAAGAAAUCAUUGAAGAAGUUGAUGAUGAAUUACACAAAAUUGUGUUCAAAGUGAUUGAAGGAGAUAUCUUGGAGGUGUAUAAUUCCUUUAACUUCAUCCUUACGACUAAAGAUGUGGGCGAUAAGAAGUUUGUUAUCUGGACUAUAGAGUUCGAGAAGGCGAAUGCAAGCAUACCAGAUCCAACAUCGUAUCUGGACUUGGUUUGUGGAAUAGCUGGAAAAAUGGAUUCUCAUUUUCUCAAGUAA